CUUUAAGUUUGCUUUCAAUAUUUAUAUAACUGAUGAGUGUUAAAGUUGGUCGAUUUUUUAUCCGAAGAAAAUAUGUUUUCAAAUGUGCUUUGUUUGGUUAUAAUAACUGUUUUAGCAGGGAAAUGCUUAUCCGCAAAAUGCAGCUCCGAUAAAAAGUCCGACAUUGUAUUUCUCAUCGACGGUUCAGCAAGUGUUUCUUCCGAAGGGUUUCAGAAAAUAAAGGAUUUCAUUGGCCAGUUCCUUACAUUGUUCCCUGUUGGACCUUCUGAGACGCAGAUCGGUAUAAUGGUGUUUGGGGAUGACGCUCAUAUUGAGUUCCAUCUUAACGCACACGGAUCCGCUGCUGACGUUACUAAUGCUAUACAGAACAUACGCUUUCCGGAGGCCGGUACCGAGGUGAUAGCUGCGGCCAUGCGGUUGGUACGCAGUUCUAUGUUUACUGGCAACGGGAGAAGACAGAACGCCGAAGGAGUUGUAAUCUUGUUGACUGACGGAGGAAGUAUCACGUCUCCUGAAAACAUAGUAGCAGCCGAUGAGUUAAAAGCUGACGGUGUCACUAUAUAUACAGCUGGCGUCUCCAAAGGCCCGAAUAAUGUUCAAACGGAAAUGGAACUGCUGGCGUCAAAGGUCGAAUACUUCUUCCGUGUGGAUGAUUUCGGUGCCUUCGAUAAGUUGCAGGGUCCACUUGCAGUUACAGCGUGCAACAAUACCGGCGGAUGUCUGUGUUUUAACGGUGGCUCUUGUGUUCCGGGCCAUACAUCCUGUCAGUGCCACCCAGCGUUCACCGGUUGGAGCUGCCAGUACAAUAUUUGUUCUGCUGUCUACAGCCCGUGUCGUCCUCACGGAUCGUGUCAUGUGAAUGGAAAUGACUAUACAUGCACGUGCGACCCGGGAUUUACCGGGAACCACUGUGAUAUAGAUAUAGACGACUGUGCCAGUUCCUCGUGUCUUAACGGGACCUGCGUGGACGGGGUGAACUGGUUUUAUUGUGCGUGUUUUCCUGGAUACACGGGAAGAUUUUGUGAUGAAGAAAUCGAUGAGUGUGCCUUGAACACGCCGUGCAGGAACGGUGCCACGUGUCACGACCUCAUCGCCGAUUUCCGAUGCACAUGCGUGCACGGUUACACCGACAAAUCCUGCUCCACCGACAUCAACGAGUGCGCCAGCGUCCCAUGUCAGAACAAUGGCACGUGUCAGGACCGCGUGAACGACGUCGAGUGUCAAUGUCCCGUGGGCUACUACGGCUGGUUUUGCGAAACAGCAACCUGUCAGCCGACUAUGGCGGACGUCAUCUUCCUUUUAGACUCCUCCAUCAGCCAGACUGAAGACGACUUCAAGAAGCAGCUUGCUUUUGUCAACCAGUUCAUUGACCACGUGGUCGUCGACGAGAGAAACUUCCGGGUAGGCGUGGUUACGUUCUCCUUUAAGGCGCACCUGGAGAUUGGCCUCAAUGACUACAAAGACAAUGUCACACUGAAGGAGGCUGUCAACAAUAUCACCUUCAGACCUGGCGGGACGCUAACACAUCUUGGAUUGGAUGAAGUCACUAAGCAUGUGCAUGAUAUAUUGCCAGAGCGGCUGUUUGGGAAAAAAGCGAAGCGAUACGUGUUCCUCCUAACCGACGGCAUGUCCACUAAUCGCCAGAGCACACUGCAGGCUGCUGCAAAACUCAAGACAAAUGUCACAAAGGUUUUGGCUAUAGGUAUUGGCUCGGAGGUUUCCCAAGAUGAGCUGCUUGGCGUGGCCUCCCCGGGGGACGAGCGGGCUCCCGGGUACGUGUUUUCCGUGCACAACUUUAACGCUCUCUAUACAGUCAUAGAGCAACUGGUCGCCCUCACAUGCGACGAGUGUUUUUGGAAUACAUCAAGUGAUGUUACAUUUCUACUGGAUAUGAGGUCAGAUAUAAGUGAUCUUGACUUCAGCCAAGCAGUAGAUGCACUGACCUAUAUUCUGACGGAUACCCUUAAUAAAAACUUCAACGUCACAGUCCGCCUAGCCUUGGUUUCGUAUGACGAUGAACGCGUCCAAAUUCAUCGUCAUUUGACAGACACGGCAACCACUGACAGCUUGAUUCAAUACAUACAGACUUUGACAGUGAUUCGGUCUUGUGAUGGAGGAAGUACCGGGUCUUGUGGUUCUUUAAACAUCAACACACUAGAUAAAGCACUUCAUAAGAUAGAACAUGAUAUAUUCAGUGAAAGUGCAGACGAUACGCGACAGAUCAUUAUACUGCUAACGAAUGGUGAUCCACGCGUUUCAAGGGGACCCGGCUCGACACUGGCCCGAUUGAAAGGUUCGGGCCGGCUUGUGUUUGUGGUGGGGGUCGGGGAAGGAUUCAAGAUUGAGUCUGCACAGGGGCUAGUCAGCGACCCCGCCUAUAUUUUUGUGUCUCGUUUUGGAGAGACCCACAGAAAUCUGGACCUGAUUGCAACAGAAGUGUUCUACAGCUCGUGCCAACUUUCGAAUGACUUUUGAAACAAACUUACUGUUACAUGUUUUAAAUUGAUUUUGUAUCUAUUGAAAGAUUAAUUUUGCAUCGUCGGUUCCAUCUAUCAAUGGGACAGGUUUUUCAAUACACAAGAUAAAGGCAUUUCUUUAAAGAGUUUAUGUGGUCGACCUUUGUGGACUCGAUCAGAACUUAAGGAAAAGGAGAGUCACUGAUUGCAAAAUAAGUUUACCAAAUGUUGUGAUGGCUACUCAAGUUUACACACAUGGAGAAAUUAUAAUAUUUUCUUUAUAAAUACAGACGCCAAAUGUUCCAAGCGGAAUUUCAGAUACCGCGUAGGAAGAAAGUGAUCUGAGCAUGUGCAGAUCUGAUUUAUAUACGGGUUGGAAUUUUCCUUUUUAUACUCCAGGUCACAAAAAGGUAUAACUAGUAUAUACC
This is a messenger RNA of Mya arenaria, 2884 nucleotides long. Its product is annotated as cartilage matrix protein-like. Lineage: Eukaryota; Metazoa; Mollusca; Bivalvia; Myida; Myidae. The transcript is spliced from 14 exons. The record is from RefSeq and is a predicted model, not a curated record. Gene Ontology annotation, molecular function: calcium ion binding. The coding region runs from base 73 to 2475 and encodes 800 amino acids.